AUGCCGGCGCGGCGAGACCGGGAGACCGCCGACCGCCAGGGGGCGCCAUCCGGCAGGAGAGCGCGCGGCCCCCGCUCACCAGGGCACGGCCGGCAGGGGGCGCUGUCUGCGCGCGGCGGUCGCGGGGAGCCGCGUGGCCUUCCCGUGCGCUGCCGGGAGCGCGCGAGCCCCGUCCCGGCGGGAACGGGGAACCCAGAGCGGGACACGGGGAACCCCGGCCCGGCCCUGCCCUCACAGCACGGGCACCGGGACCGGGUGAGCCCCGUCCCGCCGGAAACGGGGAACCCAGAGCGGGACACGGGGAACCCCGGCCCGGCCCUGCCCUCACAGCACGGGCACCGGGACCGGGUGAGCCCCGUCCCGCCGGAAACGGGGAACCCAGAGCGGGACACGGGGAACCCCGGCCCGGCCCUGCCCUCACAGCACGGGCACCGGGACCGGGUGAGCCCCGUCCCGCCGGAAACGGGGAACCCAGAGCGGGACACGGGGAACCCCGGCCCGGCCCUGCCCUCACAGCACGGGCACCGGGACCUGGUGAGCCCCGUCCCGCCGGAAACGGGGAACCCAGAGCGGGACACGGGGAACCCCGGCCCGGCCCUGCCCUCACAGCACGGGCACCGGGACCGGGUGAGCCCCGUCCCGCCGGAAACGGGGAACCCAGAGCGGGACACGGGGAACCCCGGCCCGGCCCUGCCCUCACAGCACGGGCACCGGGACCGGGUGAGCCCCGUCCCGCCGGAAACGGGGAACCCAGAGCGGGACACGGGGAACCCCGGCCCGGCCCUGCCCUCACAGCACGGGCACCGGGACCGGGUGAGCCCCGUCCCGCCGGAAACGGGGAACCCCGGCCCGGCCCUGCCCUCAGCGCACGGUACCGGCACCGCCGGGAGGGACCGGCGAACAGCCCAGCAGGGCCGGAGCUGA
Molecule: messenger RNA, 924 nt
Organism: Melozone crissalis (California towhee)
Lineage: Eukaryota; Metazoa; Chordata; Aves; Passeriformes; Passerellidae
Product: collagen alpha-1(III) chain-like
Exons: 2
Coding region: 1-924 (307 amino acids)
Source: RefSeq, a predicted model, not a curated record